Caenorhabditis angaria is the source of this 1475-nucleotide messenger RNA. The record is from the annotation of a GenBank genome assembly. NCBI's taxonomy places the organism in Eukaryota, Metazoa, Nematoda, Chromadorea, Rhabditida, Rhabditidae.
AUGUGGAAUCGAGUUCUUCUACUGAUUAUCCUACUUCUAGUUCUUGUAUUAUGUCUUCUGAAUUCUUAUGAUCCUGAUCAAACUUCAACUGAUGUUGGGAAGAAUUUGAAUUUGGCGCCAACUUCAGGGCUACCACAGUACCUUGAUUUUUAUCAAGCGGAAAGAGAUCGAGAGUUCAAAGACAAACAUCUCCCCAGUCCCAAAUCCGCCUACCUUCUCUCCGCCUUCGAAUUUCCUAACGAGAUUUCAAUUGUUCACAUGAAUCGCGAAAUCACUGGCGCCACUCUCUGGUGUCGAUAUUUUUCUGAAAAUUCGACUGAAAUUUCAGCUUCUCAAAAAUCUUUCACUUACCCAUGUCAUCUUGUAAACUGCCCAAAAGUUGCAGGAACUCGUAAAGUUUCGUUGAGUGUUUUCGAGAAUUCGACGGAUUUUGAUUUUCCGAUUCCACUUGUGCCACGUGGCAUGGAAAAUUAUGUGGAAGACAAAUAUGAAUUUUCAAUGUGUAUGUCACCAAUUUAUGGAAAAGAGCCAAAAUGGUUGUUGAUUUCAGAGCUCAUUGAGCAUUAUAAAUUACAGGUAGGUGAAAUUUGACACAAAAAAAACAUAUCAAAAAUCUUAAGGGUGUCAGUCACUUUUAUUUCUAUAUUCAUUUCAUCGAUCAAUACAGUCGAGCAAUUUUGGAAGACUAUCAAAGAACUGGGGAGAUUACAGUGAUCGAGUUAUUGGAAAAAUACAACCGUGAACCAGAGCAUUUGCAAAUUCCAGCGUAUCGCGUAGGUUUGCACAAUUAUCACGCUAAAAUUACAGAAGUUUGUAGGAUUGUCAACUUCGCGCGAAAUUCGAAUCCCGCUGGUUGCUUUUCAGUGAUUUGGAUGAGCGAAUUAUUAUGACUGGGUAUCCUGGAACAAUUUUGAAUUUUUUGCGAGAUUUGGAGAAUCCAGAUAGUAUUGGGGCUGUGAUUUUUAGGCAGCGAUGGGUUUUGAAAACUGAAACUAUGCCGGACAAAUAUAUCAAUGAUAGUCAUGUGAGAAAUGAAAUAUGAAAGAGAACAAAUCAAAGUUAUCAGCUACUCUCCUGGCUCCCAACUCUUCGUUGGCACAACACCUCAUCCGUCGGUCCACGAAGACACACUGUGAAAACCAUAGGUGAUCCGAAAAAAAUCUACGAAGCCUGGGUGCAUUAUCCAAAAAUCUAUUAUCCGGGUGAACAUCAAACGUAUGACGUCAAGCCGGAAGAGGGAUAUGUGAGGUGGGUGAUAGAUAUUUUGAAUUUAUUUUGCACCUUGAUAAAUUUCCAGACAUUAUCGUGACCAAAAAAUGGGAAAUUGGGGUGGAAAAUGGCUCAAAGAUGUUGUCAAAUUCGGCCCGUUUUCGCUGACAAAUUAUUCGAAAAUCUACCAGGGAAAAUUGGUGGAAAAUGUGCGAAAGCGGGUGGAAAACGUGUAUUUGAAUUAUAGUUUGAGAUUGGAAGAUUGA